Messenger RNA from Papaver somniferum (opium poppy), 3067 nucleotides. RefSeq names its product helicase protein MOM1-like. Gene Ontology annotation, cellular component: chromatin; nucleus. The transcript has 7 exons. Gene Ontology annotation, molecular function: DNA binding; ATP hydrolysis activity; ATP-dependent chromatin remodeler activity. Bases 174 to 2846 code for a protein of 890 amino acids. Gene Ontology annotation, biological process: chromatin remodeling; negative regulation of transcription by RNA polymerase II. NCBI's taxonomy places the organism in Eukaryota, Viridiplantae, Streptophyta, Magnoliopsida, Ranunculales, Papaveraceae. The record is from RefSeq and is a predicted model, not a curated record.
UCCCACCAACCUAUGUCUUCCCCACUGUUUGUUACCCACUCACACACGGCUGAGCAACUCAACAGCUUUUUCUUCCCCACCACCGCCUCACCCAAGUGAACUAAAAAUAGAAGUAGAUUUCCUCUUCAUUUCUUGACUCUAUCGAAACCAGAGGGUCUUCAUCGGAAAAACAAAUGCCUAACCCAUUGAGAAGAAAGUCUGGUUCUAGUUUAUCAGGUUCUAAUAACAACGCCUCUUUUGAGGAAGGUUCUAAUUCUAAUAAUGGUGGUGAGAAAUUGAGUGCCGCUAAGUACAGAGCAAUUUUACUCAAGAACCAAGGAAGAGAAGGGGAUGAGAGAUCAGAUAAGAAGAAGCUGAUAGUGGACAAUGAUUUGGCUCCAGGGUUCAAGGGAAAAGUAGGAGAUGGUAGUAGGUCCAUGAAAAUUGAGCAUAAUGGUGGUCAUUUCAGUGAAAGUAAGCUUAUUAACGAUGUUCAGCGGUAUGGGAAAAUUGGGGAUGGAAGGAAAAACUUGGAAAUGUCUGUCUCUAUGGAAGAGGGAGAGAGUACAGUGCCUCUGGAACCAGAAGAUGAUGGAGGGAAGCUAAAUGUCAAGGUUUGUGGAGGAGGAGCAGGAAUCAGUGAAGACUGUUCCAAGGAUAUACGACCCAAGGAUGCAGUGUUGAUGGCGGAAACGGGAAGCAAUGAUAAUGUUUGUGUCAUCCGCAAGCUUGGUGAAAAUACUGGAAAGCUCUUGGGAUCCAACGGCAAGAGUUUCACAAAUAACUAUCAUCACGAAUGUGCUGAUCCGCCCCUGAAGGAUGUACCACCUGGUGAUUGGCAUUGUGUCUGUUAUGUUAAGAAGAACAUAGAGUCAGGUGUUCUUUUUUGCCCUGGAGCAGUAAAAUCCAAUUUGGACGAUGUACAAGUGGAAUUGGCAGAUUCCACUAGUGUGGAUGCUACUAAAAACAGUUUAUGCAAUAACAAUGAUUCUAAUGACAAUGUUGAGAAGCUGAAGGAGAGGCUUGUACGUGUCGUUGCGUCAGAUUCCAAGUUUGUCGAAUACUGGGUUCCUGUUAAGCUUUCCAAUGUCCAGCUUGAGCAGUAUUGUGGUAUCCUACUUUCUAAUUCAGCGUUACUUCGUUCAUCUUCAAAAAAAUAUAUUGUUUCUGAGGCUCUCUGUAAUGUUCUUAGUUCUGCCAGGAAGUGUUGCAACCAUCCAUAUUUUGUGAACCCUUCUUUGCAGAAAGUGCUCACAGAUGGUCUGUCAGAGGCCGAGUAUUUGAAUGCCGGAGUAAAAGCAAGUGGCAAAUUACAAGUACUUGAUAAGAUCCUUUCAGAGACAAAAAAGCAAGGCUUAAGAGUACUGAUCAUUUUUCAGUCAAAUGUUGGCUCCAGUGGAAUCUCUCUAGGAGAUGUCUUGGAUGAUGUUGUGCUUCAGAGAUGUGGUGUGGAUUCCUACGAACGUGUUGAUCGCGGAUUCGUUGUAUCAGAUGAGGAAUUCGCCAAUCAGAAGCAAUAUGCCAUGAACAAGUUCAAUGAUAAGGAAAAAGGGAGAAUUGUGUUUUUACUAGAUCAGCGUGCUUGCCUCCCAAGCAUUAAGCUAUCAUCAGUUGAUAUGGUAAUUCUAUAUGACAGCGAUUUGAACCCGUACAAUGAUUUGAAAGUUCUGCAGAAGAUCACUAUUGUCUCGCAGCAUGAGCAGUUAAAAGUGUUCCGGUUAUAUUCAGUGUAUACUGUUGAGGAAAUGUUUCUAAUUCAUGCUAAGCAAGGUCUGACAGUUGAUGCACAGAACUUAAACCGUUCCACGAUCCAUCAGUUGCUUAGAUGGGGUGCUUCAUAUUUAUUCAAAGAAUUGGACGAGUUCCAUGGUUCCUCCACAUCCUCCGAUCCAAAAUUUUCUUCUGAGCAUUUGGUGAAAGAAUUACUUGGUCAGCUGCCUCUGGAUGCUGGAAGCACUAUUCCAAUCAAUUCCUCAAAAGUUAAUCAAACAGGAGGGACAUAUUCUAGAGAUAUAUCUUUACCUGGUGAGCUGGAGAUGCAGUCGGUUGACGAAGAUCUGCCAGAUCAUGUCUUCUGGACAAAAUUACUGAAUAGGAAGACCCCAGAGUGGAGAUAUUUGCCUGCUGCAUCUUCACCCUUGAAGAACCGUAAACGAGUUAAGUACUUUGACAAUGAUGAUGUCACGAAGAAGAAACCGAAUGGUUUUACCGGUAUCACAGAUGCGGGAGGUCAAACACCUGUUGUAGAAGAUAGAAGAGAAGGCGGUGGUCUCAACAAAGAAGGUAAAAGGAUAGAUGAUACCAAUGAGCAGGACCAAGUAGGGUUAGUACUUAAUUCAGCUCCACCGCCAAGCAUCAUCCUCCAGUUGGGACGUAACAAUUCCCACCAGGCUGAAUUUCCAACACAGCCAGAUACAACUGCCAACCAUUUUGAGUUGCCUACUUACAAUGAUGCUUUGCAAGAUACAAUGCUGCAGCAAUCUAUGCUUAUAGACAGAUGUACACGUGUAACAGAUUUCAGAAGCUUGGGGGUUGUUCCGGACUGCAUUAGUCACCAUCCUUUACAUAUUGCUCAAUUGACUUAUGCUCGGGCUUCUCAGACUCUGCUCCAAGGUGACCCUCUUUUAAAUGAAUUGGUUAGAAUUCGCCAAGAGUGGGAGAAAGCUGUAAAGUUCCACCAAGAAUCGAGAAUGCGGAUCAGAUUUGAUUAUCACAAGGAGGUGCAAGAGAUCUAUAAAAAGUAUAGCAAGCUUCAUUAUGAUAAUGAUACUGCAUUAGCUCGGACAAAGAAUGCAAUUGAUACAAAUUAUAACAAAGUCGCCAUUAAUAUGAUGUUAGCCAAGUGUUUAAGGGACAAAUGGCUAUGACACUACCAGGGCUGCUGCUCUCCAGAAUUCUGUAAGUCUGUGUAAAAGAGUCUUUUUGUAGAGAACUGAGUAAUUACAAAUCCUCUCAACUCAGAUAGGGAGUAAUUACAUGCACAUAGAUAGGUAUACAUGUACUAGUUAACAGUAUAUGAAAUGAUUGUUAUCAGGUAAAAAUUUAUUAUAUCGGUUCCAUUUUGAUGACUAAAACUCAAUUAUUUGAA